Elaeis guineensis (African oil palm) is the source of this 772-nucleotide messenger RNA. Its product is annotated as transcription factor bHLH149-like. NCBI's taxonomy places the organism in Eukaryota, Viridiplantae, Streptophyta, Magnoliopsida, Arecales, Arecaceae. The record is from RefSeq and is a predicted model, not a curated record.
AGCUGUCUCCAAUCGCCACGGCGAAUUGGAAAGCUUCUGGAGGCUAGAAGGUGUUGGCGGCUAUGGCGAGGAGGCAGACAUGGUGGAGCCGUGCGAUAUUCUCCGGUGGCUGCCCGUUCCGCCUGAAGGCCCGACAACCGAGGGCCGCCGUCGAUGCGGGCCAGCCAAGGAAGAGUUCGACGCCAGCGAUGUCGGGGAGGAUGAGACCGACGCCGACCGCUGGAUCCACUCCUCGAAGCUUCUGGAGGCUCUGAGGCGUCUUCGCCGCUCGUCACCGGCCAUGCCGCCAAGGACACAGGUCGUUCGGGAGGCGGCGGACUGGGUGCUGGCGGCCGUGGCGAGGGGGCAGACGCGUUGGAGCUACGCGAUCCUCUCCGGCGGCUGCCCGCUCCGCCUGAAGGCCCGACGAUCGAGGGCUGCCGUCGACUGAGACGGCCAAAAAAGGGUUCAAUGCCAGUGAUGCCGGGGAGGAUGAGACCGACGUCGACCACAGAAUCUACUCCUCGAAGCUUCUGGAGUCUCUGAGGUGUCUCCGCCGCUCGUCACCGGCCACGCCGCCAAGGACACGGGUCGUUCGGUAGGCGGCGGACCGAGCACUGGCGACCGUGGCGAGGGGAUGGGCGCGGUGGAGCCGUGCGAUCCUCUCUGACGGCUGCCUGCUCUGCCUGAAGUUUCGGCGACCGAGGGCCGCUGUCGACACCAGUAUUCAUGGGAGGGUGAAGGCUCUUGGCCGGCUGGUCCUGCGUUGUCGGAAAUCGUCGUUUCCGACGCU